Messenger RNA from Pantherophis guttatus, 4223 nucleotides. The record is from RefSeq and is a predicted model, not a curated record. NCBI's taxonomy places the organism in Eukaryota, Metazoa, Chordata, Lepidosauria, Squamata, Colubridae.
CAGUGAUUGGGGGACCAGAUAUCUCUCUUCACAUGGCAGCUGUAUUGUGCAUCUACAAAGUUCCUCAGGAUUACCAAAACAGCAUGAGUACUCAUAACAUUGAACAGAUAGUGGGGAUAUUGGGCAAUGAAAAGCAUUCCUCAAUGCAAGCCACUGAACUGAGAGUUGGAAGGGACCUUGGAAAUCUUCUAGUCUAACCUCUGCUCAAGCAGGUGCUUUGGAGAAUAAGUUGACACCUUCUUCUUUUCCUUUUUGUCAACCUCACGAUGUAGAGGGACAUCUGGGUGGAUAUUUCUAAAUAAAGACAACUAAUUGACUAAUGUUUCAGUAUAUAAACUCAAGACCACCAAUAGACUUGAAUGAAUAUGCAGAUUUUCAGAGGUUCACUUAGACUAAGAAUAACUUUAUUGUCAAUUGAAAUGUACAGUAAUCGGCAUACAUUCAAAUGAAAUUUCAUUGCCUACGUAGCUCUCAAAGGAUGACCACCUCCAAAAUGCACAACAUAAACAUGACCAAAAAAAUGAAGACAUAAAUAUGUAAAUACAUAAAUAUGCAUAUAUCUACACACCCACAUAUAUUAUAUGACACAGAGAAACAACACAGUCUAGUUUGGAUGCAUAAAUAUGCAUGGCAAGAAAAACGUAGACCUUUCCAUCUGCAUCUCUUUGUCUUCCGUUAGUUGACCUAUGGUUCUGCUCCAGCCAUGGAGAAAGAGACUCAAGCAGUUUUCUUCCACCAAAUGUUUCCAGAUGAAUCCCAUGAACAUAAGGGCCUCAUGCAGCUAUUGAAGUACUUAAGAUGGAUCUGGGUUGGGAUUCUUGUAGCCAAGGAUGAGAAAGCAGAGAAAUUUGUCCAGAAAGUGGUCCCUACUUUUUCCAAGUAUGGCAUCUGCACUGAGUUCAUAGCAGAGUUACCAAACAUUGAUUUCUAUAAUGAUUUUAUGGAUGUUAUGGAAGAAGGACUAGAGGUAUACCAUGUUCUCAUGAAGAGCAGAGCCAAUGUGAUAAUCGUAUAUGGUAAAAUUCAGACCAUAACAAUUCUGAGAACUUUCCUCCGGUUUUCAGAAGUGGAGGACAUCCCAAAGAAGCAAAAGAUCUGGGUUAUAAAUGCUGAGAUAGAUUACACUUCAAUGUCAAUUCAUAAAUCUUUGGACGUCCAUUUCCUACAUGGGGCUUUAUCCUUUGCAGUUCACACAAAAGAGGUCCAGGAUUUCCAGGAAUUUCUUCACAAUCUAAGUCCAAACAAUGACCAUCAUGAUCAUUUUCGGAAAGAUUUCUGGGAACAGGCAUUUGGUUGUUUCUUCUCAAACUCAAGAACGGAGACAUCUGAGGUAACCUGUACCGGUCAGGAGAAGAUUGGGACCCUUCCUACAUCUGUGUUUGAAACACGCAUCAGUGGACAGAGUUAUAAUAUUUACAACGCAGUCUAUGCUGUGGCACACGCUUUGCAAUCUCUGUAUUUAUCCAAGUCCAAACACAGAACAAUACUGAAAAAGGGAAGGAAACAGUUUCAUAAUCAACUGUGGUGGCAGGUUCAUUCUUUUCUGAGAAGUGCCAGGUUCAACAACAGUGUUGGUGAGAAGGUCUCCUUUGAUGAAAAGGGAGAAUUCAUUGGUGGAUAUGAUAUUAUCAACUGGGUCACAUUCCCAAACCAGUCCUUUGUUAGGAUCAAAGUUGGGAUGAUAGAUCCCACAGCUCCAGCAGACAAGUUCUUCAGUAUUUCUGUAGAUUCCAUCAUUUGGCCAGUAGGAUUUAAUCAGGCAUUGCCUUUAUCUCUGUGUAAUGAUCCCUGUGAGAAAGGAUACAGCAAGGAAAAGAUAGAAGGGAAGUCAUUUUGCUGCUAUGCUUGUCGUCUGUGUCCAGAGGGGAAAAUAUCAAAGGAGAAGGAUGUGGAUGACUGCUCUCCAUGUCCAGAAGAUCAAUAUCCAAAUCCUGAGAAAAAUAUGUGCAUUCCAAAGCGGAUCACUUUUUUGUCCUAUGAAGAACCCUUGGGGAUCAGUCUGACCGUUCUUUCCCUUUGCUUUUCCUUAAUGACAACUUUGGUCAUCACAAUCUUCAUGAAACACAAAGACACUCCCAUCGUCAAAGCCAACAACCGGAAUCUCACCUACCUUCUUCUAGGUUCCCUCCUUCUCUCUUUCCUUUGUGUCUUUCUAUUUCUCGGGAGACCCAAUACGAUUGUGUGUCUCCUUCGACAGCCAUCUUUUGGCCUCAUCUUUUCUGUGGCGGUUUCUUGCGUCUUGGCCAAAACCUUUGUGGUGGUUCUCGCAUUCAUGGCCACCAAACCUGGUUCCAGAUUGAGGAAAUGGGUGGGGGGAAGAAUGGUCAGUUUCAUUCUUCUAGCCUGCUCCCUUGUUCAAACGUGUGUUUGUGCUGUGUGGCUGAUAACGUCCCCACCUUACCCAGAUUUCGACGCACACUCGAUAUCUGAAGAACUCAUCCUGGAGUGCAAUGAAGACUCAGUCAUGUUCUACUGUGUUUUGGGCUUCAUGGGUUUCCUUGCUCUGGUUAGCUUCUCUGCUGCUUUCCUAGCUAGGAAGUUACCUGACAGUUUCAAUGAAGCCAAAUUCAUUACCUUCAGUAUGUUGGUCUUCUGCAGUGUUUGGCUGUGCUUUAUCCCAACCUAUCUAAGCACAAGGGGAAAAUAUACGUUGGCUGUGGAGAUCUUUUCCAUGAUCUCUUCCAGUGCUGGAUUAUUGAUAUGCAUCUUCCUUCCCAAGUGUUUUAUUAUUGUGAUGAGACCUGAACUGAAUGAUAAACAUCAGCUCAUGAAGAGAAAGUUUUAACAAAUAUUUCCAUUUUUCCUUUAUCUGUAGAUGUUGGAGAUCUUCCCCACUGGCACGUUUAAGCCAGAGGACAAUGGGCAAUAUAGAAGAUCAUCCUUUGUCUGAGAUUUAAGAUAGAGCAGAAAUUUUUUCCCUUCUGGAAGGCAAUUAUAAAUGGGGACCAUAAAAGCAUAAGGAUAAAUUGAUGUAGGGACAUAGUUCAUGUAUGAUAGACAGCUCUGACUAAAUAUGUGAUUAAAUAUGAAUUGUAAAUUUGUCUUGACUGAUCAUCUUCAUCCAUAUGCACACUAGAAUGUGAAAAAGAAGUGGAGUUAAAUACAAAUGAGCUUUUCAUUUAAAAAGUUAGAGCUUAUGAUGUUUUUCUCUGAAACAAGCAAACACUGGCAGUUUUCUAGUGUACACAUGUGUAGGGGUUACGUAUGAAAAACAGGCUAAAUUCAAAAGAUCUGCCUGGAAUUUGCAACUAGGUGAUCUGAGAAACCAUCUCACCCCAAUGAGAUGACCAUGGAUGUACCCCACAUCAUCCAAGGCACGACUUGGGAUAAUAGUCAUACUCCAGAUAUUAUUAUUUUUUCAGACCAAUAGUAAUAUGAUCUGCUGGGGGAAUCUGUCAUUAUCCCUGUACCAUGGCCAGACUGUGCCCUGGUGGUUCUGAAAUUUUUCAAUGCUCACCUAUUUGAAUAGUUCAUCCUUGACAACUAACUUGGGUUUAAGAAGGAGCUUGAAGAUAUCCUGGAGAUUCUGCUGUAUGGCUCUGUGGAGGUUUUUCUCACAAAUGGACAACCUCCUUUGGAGGCGUUUGUCCCAAAUGGAAUCAGAAAGCAGGCAAGGCCCUGGACAGGAUCACAUGUGGGUACCUUUUCCUGAUGUGGGGAGUCCUGAAACUCCUCUUGGUGUACAGAGAAGGUGAGGGUGUUGAAAAGGUCCAAAAGAUGGUAAAGUGCCACUGGAGGAAAACCAAGAAUGAUGUUGCACUGGGGGAGAUUAUCCAACAUCAUGGGUCACGGGGCUGGGACCACGUCUGAGCGUUGGGAGAUGUGAGAGGCUUGAAAAGGUGGUGGGGAGCAUGGAGCAAUAGCUCUAACAAUAUAUAGAGCCAAGGGAUGGUAGAAUGCUACUGUAGGAAAACUAAGAAUGAUGUCACAUGGUUGCACUAGAUGAGAUUAUCCAACCCCAUGGAAUGAGUUAUCAUCGACGUCUUCAGUUCCAACUAGUUAGUUUUGAAUGGUUUUUAAUAAUAUCUGUUUCAUAAACUUCAUCCAGUUGGUCUUCUUCUUGUUGACUGUGCAUUAAACAAGGAUGCAUUAUUUUUACAAUACGUGCCUUAAGAACAUUUGUCAUUCCAGUAAUGCGCAGGAAAAUUCCUUUCUAAAAGAAGAAAUAUCAUAGAUUUUACUGAUGGUUUCAACUAAUAAAAAUACUAGUUUGAAUACAACAA